Pelagomonas calceolata is the source of this 2519-nucleotide messenger RNA. The record is from the annotation of a GenBank genome assembly. Lineage: Eukaryota; Pelagophyceae; Pelagomonadales; Pelagomonadaceae.
CCGGCAUAGCGCAAAGCGCCGCCCGCCGCACGCCGUCGAGGCAAGUCCAGGCGCGCACACGAAGGCAGAGCACUUAGAGCGCUCGCCCGAUUAUAGGCAGCCAGGCUGUGGCGCGGCAGCCCUCGGCCCGGAGGCAGCCCUCUCUCACCUAGGCGGGCAGCCCUCGACCGGGCCGGACGCCAGCCGCCGCGAGCCAGCGACUAGGCCGGGCAGCGCCGAGAGCCGCCAUGGCCGACGCCGAACCCAAGGAGUUCGACACGAACGUCGCCGACGCCGACGAGCGCAAGCGUAUUAGGGCCCAACGCAUCGAGGCGCGGCGGGACGCCGAGAAGGGCGCGCUCGAUAAAGCGAACGAGGAGCGCAAGGCAGCCGAACGAAGUCAAGGCAAGCAGCAGAUCGCCGAGAGUUUGUCUCAUUUAGAUAAGAAAAAGUCCUCGGGUAUCGAGAAAGUCACGGACGUGCGAGUGGCUGCCGAUUGGAGGGAAGCACAAAGACGAGUGGCCGAAGAAAAGAAGCGCCAGGAUCGCCUACAGCGGUUACAAGAAGAAGCCGUAAGUUCGGGCAAGCAGAACGCGAUUAUAGAAGCUAGAUGGGCCGAGUUAGUCGAGCAGAAUAUUCCGAGGGAAUUGCAUGACGCGAUCGAGGUCCAGAAGGAGGCCUGCGCCGAGAUCUUAAGAUCUAAGGAUGAAUUAAUAAAAGAAUUCAGACAGGAACUGAAGAAGAAGGACGAGGAGUACGUCAAGGCCCUCAAGCAGCAGAAGGAGGACAUCAAUCAGCUGUUGGAGAGGAUGCGCCAGGAGUUCAAGGAGCUCCAGGGCGAGUACGAGGUUGAAUUAGAAGCCAUAGAAGAUGCGUUCUUGGCGGAACGAGAUGAACUGCUCAACAAGAACCGGGAGGAGAUCGACGCGUUGUACGAAAAAAGAAAGGAGGCGGAGCUCAAGUUCCUCGAGAACCGACGAGCGCGGGAGGAGAAGCACAGACAAGAAAUCGAGGACAUGCUCGUCAAGGACGGCGAGGAGUACAACAAGCUCAAGAUUAAGUUGGAGAACGACGUCCAGACUCUGGAGAGGCAGCUCGAGGAGAUGCGCGCUACUUAUCAAUUGAACACUGAAAAAUUAGAUUAUAACUAUAGAGUGUUGACUGAGAGGGAUAGCGAGAAUUCUACGACGCUGCAGCAGCUCAAAAGAAAACAAAAUAAGCUCAAGGACGUCCUCAGUCGAGUCAUGGCCAAGUACCAGGAGACCGACGAGCGCGACAAGAACGAGAACGAACGGCUCACGGAGGAGUAUAAGAGGAUGACCAAGGCCUACCGGGAUCUACAACUGAAAUUCCGCCACUUCGAGGUCACGGACCGGCAGAAAUUCGAUCGAGUGUGGCAGAUGUGCGGGGGCGGCGUCCGUUAUUGGCCUUCCUUGCGCCGUCGCGGCGUGUCAGAGAGCGCGCGGUCGCGGCGACGGCGUCGACGAGAGAGCGUGUCACCGUCGAGAGCGUCGCGUCGACGGCGUGCCGGUGGGGUUGAUGCACCCUCGAGGUGCGACUCGUCAUAAGCCGUCGACGCGGCGGGGAGAGCACGGCGAGAGAACACCGCAUAAAGACGCGUGGCUCACGUCGUAACACGCAGGCACGAGGCCGAGGUCAACGAACUAGUAGGCAAGGUCCUGCAGGCCGACGAGCUUAUCCACAAGCAGCAGCUCGGCUGGGACUGGAAGCCGCCGGACCUCGAAGCUCUACGAGCUCUGGCAAGGCCGGACGCGGCGACGCAGGCCCGCGAGGAAGCGCUGGAGCGGAAGCGCCUCGAGGAGGAGGAGGCGGCGCGGCCGAAGGUCUCCGGUGCGAAGCUCAAGGCUUGUCUAGAACUCCUGAGCGCGGAGGCCGGCUUCCUCGUCGAGAAGAAAGUGCGAGACGCUCUAGAUGAGUUACCGGAGGACGAGGCGGAACUCGCCCAGGCCGAGAGUCUGUUGCGAGCCUUGGGCGCGCGCGACGACGCCGACAUCUUGCUGUUAGUCUCCAAGUUCUUCUCGGACGGGCCGGCCGACACGGAAGGCGAGGGCGAUGCUGCGGCCAGAGCUCUAGCAACUAGGAUCAAGCCGGAGGAUGUUGUGGGUGCGGCCCAGUCCUUCGUGGAAGAACGGAGGCGGAACGCGGCGCUGAAGCCCCCUGCUGCCGAUACCGUGAUCGGUGCGGAACCGGUCGGUCUCGCGGCAGAGAGAGAAAAGGAGCGACAUGCGAAACAGCGGGAGUACUGGACGAAGAUGGCCAACGUCGUGAGUGACGACACGUUCGAGGUCUGGCAAGAGCUCGAGAAACAAUUAGAAAAGUACAACACAGUACUGAAACAAAGAUCUCAAGAAAUCGCUAGAGUGACGUCGCUCCAGGAGCAGAACGCCCAGCUCAAGGCCCUCAUCAACCAGUACCUCAACGCCAAGGUCAACGACGAGCUCAUCGUGCCGCCGGCCGCGACGAUCGCGAUGAACCAGCAGGCGGCGCAGACGUCCGCCGAGGGGUAAGUAGCUUCCAUA